This is a messenger RNA of Auanema sp. JU1783, 426 nucleotides long. Lineage: Eukaryota; Metazoa; Nematoda; Chromadorea; Rhabditida; Rhabditidae. The record is from the annotation of a GenBank genome assembly.
AUGGCUGUUGACUCCUGCAAAGUAAUUCAGACUACCAACAUGGCUGCUCGUUACCAUUCUCCAGAAGCUGUUUCCCUUCGUUCCACCUUCAAAGUUCUUCGCACUGAUUAUAUAAAAAAGUACUUCUACAGCCAUCAUGACCCGCUACUCGACGAACUCCUCUACCGUGAUUCAGUCCGUGGUAAUCGUGAUCCGAGAACACGGACACCUGAAGUGAACUCGAAAACACCAGCAGGAAUACUCUUGAAGAGAAUGAGACGGCAGAUCAAGGCAGUUUGUAUUCUCGCUGAGAUGGUUCACGAUGGUCCUCCGGCCAAUGAGAGUGAAGCUGCGCUGCUAUCGAGAGCAAUUGAGAUGCUCACUGAACUUGGCAAUACAGUUAAACUAAUACCUGGGUUUCCUGAUUGCCAAGCUGACAGCAACUGA